This is a messenger RNA of Sclerotinia borealis F-4128, 1926 nucleotides long. NCBI's taxonomy places the organism in Eukaryota, Fungi, Ascomycota, Leotiomycetes, Helotiales, Sclerotiniaceae. The record is from the annotation of a GenBank genome assembly.
AUGCCAAUAUCUUCACCCAUCCUCAUGGCCUAUCCGGGUCCCCCUCGAAGAGCUAGAGGAUUCAUUCGAUAUAUACUUGGUGCAUUGGGGAUCCUCCUACUUGUAUUCUAUUUCAGAAGCUCGGCAGAAACAUCAUCAUUCAAAUAUAUGACCCCCACGGUAUCCGAUCCUUCCACAACAAAUCACCCCUCGAAAACAUAUUCGGAACUUCCUUCCAAUAACGAGUUACCUAUUUCCAUUCCAAAACAGAAACUGGAACAUCCUAUCGAUACCUUGAUUGCAAAUGCAGAAAAGACUUUCGAAGAUUUAUUACAAAAUGAAAGCCACGAUGUGAAUGCCGCCGCUGCAGAAUAUCGCAAACGAAGAGGAAGACAUCCACCACCGGGAUUUGAUGCAUGGUUUAAAUUCGCUCAAGAACAUGACGCUGUCAUGGUGGAGGAAUUCUUUGAUCAAAUAUAUCAUGAUUUAGGUCCAUAUUGGGGAGUUACUCCCGCGAGAAUGCGAACACAAGCUAGAGAUGCCGGUAUGGUUAUUAGUAUUCGAAAUGGGAAUGCGACGGCAGAUAGCGAUUGGUUCUGGACACAAAUUUGGUUGCAAUUGAUCGGGACGAUACAAAAGGAUUUGCCAGAUAUGGAUAUUCCUCUCAAUGCCAUGGACGAGCCAAGGAUAAUUGCUCCAUGGGAGUUGAUUAAUGAAAACAUGGAGGUUGAACGGGCUACUCGAAAACUCGCAGAUGUCAGUGAAGUAUCUGAGGAUUAUGGAAGUCUACCAGCUCCACGACGUUCUGGUGAUGGAGAGGAAGACCCACCAAAAAGAGAAUGGGAGGAGUCAGGUCCAUACUGGGAAAUUGCGGCCAGAGGUUGUCAUCCAGAUAGUCUUGCACGUCGAGCUGAAGUUAUGACCGACUUUUCGAAAACACCUGCGAUUUCCAUGGGACAUUCUUCUUUGCAUACUUACAAAGGUUAUGUCUCAAAUUAUAGUCUGUCCGCGGAUUUCUGUCAUCAACCUGACAUGCAAUCCCUUCAUGGAAUGAUGAUUAAUCCUCUCUCCAUCUCUUCCACGAAAGAAUUGUUCCCUCUUUUCGGUGGUUCCAAACUUCCCACCAAUAACGAAAUCUUAUUGCCCGCGCCAAUGUACUGGGCAAAAGAGGAAAGGUUUUCAGGUGGUGAUGAUCAUGGAGCUCCUUGGCAUGAGAAAUUGAAUAAGGUCAUCUGGAGAGGUGUUGCAACUGGAGGACGAAACAAAGAAGAUAAUUGGAAAGGUUUCCAACGCCAUCGCUUCGUCUCCAUGACAAAUCAUACAUCAGUUUCACGAGCUGAAUCUUGGGAGGCAAUCCCUCCGAAUUUCGCACUUCCCACCUCCAUUUACAACAUCGGCGCACAACAAGAAAAUAGACUUGGGGAAUGGGUCAGUGAAUGGUCAAAUGUUGGAUUUAUCGAGUUGAUGUGUACUGGUGAUCGACAGGAUGGGACAUGUCCUUAUACGGAUCCUUAUUUUUCUAUCAAGGAAGGUCAAAAGAUGUCUCAACAAUUCAACAACAAAUACAUUCCUGAUAUCGAUGGCAAUUCUUUCUCUGGUCGUUAUCGUGGAUUCUUACUCUCUUCUUCCUUACCAAUCAAGGCAACAAUUUUUCGGGAAUGGCAUGACUCCCGUUUAAUUCCAUGGAAACAUUUCGUCCCGAUGGAUAAUCGUUACAUGGACUUUUAUGGUAUCAUGCAAUACUUCCUUGGAUAUGAAGGGGAUAACUUCAGAAUUGAAGGUCAUGAUGCGGAAGCUGAGAAGAUAGCAUUGGCGGGUCAAGAAUGGGCGAAUAAAGUAUUAAGGAGAGAUGAUAUGCAGAUUUAUGUGUUGAGGUUAUUGUUGGAGUAUGCACGAGUAUCAAACGAUAACAGAGCAAAUCUGGGAUUUGUAAAGGAUCUGUCUUAA